Messenger RNA from Malassezia sympodialis ATCC 42132, 5778 nucleotides. RefSeq lists its product as uncharacterized. The transcript has 2 exons. Gene Ontology annotation, molecular function: microtubule plus-end binding; microtubule plus end polymerase activity. The record is from RefSeq and is a predicted model, not a curated record. Gene Ontology annotation, biological process: establishment or maintenance of microtubule cytoskeleton polarity; microtubule polymerization; spindle organization. Lineage: Eukaryota; Fungi; Basidiomycota; Malasseziomycetes; Malasseziales; Malasseziaceae. Bases 1 to 5778 code for a protein of 1925 amino acids.
AUGGCAGACACGGCCGGCGGCAGUAUGGCUCUUGAUACCAAUGCAGCAGCCCAGGAGAAGGGCGUCGAAUGUCUCUGUGCUUUUGUUCGGUAUGGUGGCACACGUGCAGGUCGCACACGCAUGGAUGUACUGCCAGGGGUGGCAGAAAAAUGCCUCUGCUCCAUGCGCACAGGUACUCGUAAAGCGGCACAGGAGUUGGUCCUGCUUUUUGCAGAGCAGGAGGACGUGGCUGGUUGUGAUGGGAUCAUUGGCGACCUUUGUGACAAGAUUACAUCUAAGCAGCCCAAGGUUGUCGCAGCUAAUGUCAAUGCCCUGACUCUUCUGGUACAAAACUUGGGUGGUGAGCAGGUGAAUGUGCGCCUCAUUUCCCAGUCCAUUCCGCGAAUAUUUGCACAUGCGGAUAAGAAUGUGCGUACAGAAGGCAGCGCGCUGGCAGUGGAGCUCCAUCGGGUGAUGGGCGCGGCCCUUGCGCCCGUGCUCUCUCAACUAAAAGACAUUCAGGUGAAAGAACUGGAACGACAAUUCAGUGAAGCUGCACCCGCUAGCGCACCUCUGAGGCAUCUCGCAUCGAACAAGGCACGAGCGGAGGCCUUAAGUGCGGCCGAGCCUGCGGCAACGUUGGACGAGGCGCCGGCUUCGUCAGGCGCCGCAGUGGAUGAACAGGAGAGCGCUAUGGAUGCGCUUUUGGAAGAUCCUUACGAAACGUCUGAGCCUGUGAAUGUACUGAGCAGUCGCAAACUAUCUCCACAGUUCUUUUCACUAGUCGCAUCGACCAAGUGGCAAGAACGUAUGGAAGCCCUCGACUCCUUGCAUGCCGCGCUGAAGGACAGUCCACGUAUCCAGCCUGAUCCGGGCCUGGAUAGCUACGUACAAGCAUUGCAAUUGCGUGUUCAGAAAGACGUCAAUAUAAACGUGGUACUGCAAGCAUGUCGUUGCUUGUCUGGAUUGGCACAAGGCCUGCGCAAAGACGGCACGUUCUUAUUAUCCGUGCUACCAACGGUGCUCGAGAGACUGAAAGAGCGCAAGCCCGCCACAGUCGAGGUUCUUUCUGCCACGCUUGAUGCCUUGUUCCUCUGCGGCACGCUAAGCGACGUACUGGAACCAGUGGCUACGGCUGCGGCCCAUAAGAAUCCAGCUGUCAAGGCGGGCACCGUGCGCUUUCUCGCCCGGUGCCUGCAGUCUACCACCGCAGCACCUAAUAAUGCUGAUAUCAAGUCCAUGGCAUCGUUGCUGCUCACGUCGCUUGGUGAAGGGGCUGGUGACGUGCGUGAUGCCGCGGCGCAUGCCAUGGGCACUUUGCUGAAACUUGUGGGCGAGCGGCCCAUGGCGCCCUUCAUGGAGCAACUUGACGAUAUCAAGCGGUCCAAAGUCCAGGAAGAGGCGGCGAAUGUAAUCUUGGCGGUCAGGCAAGCUCCUACUGGGAAAAGCGCCGGCAUGCGUCCCCCUUCUAGCGCCGCAUCUGCCAGUGCAGUGCACGGGACUCCUGCAAACUCUCGUGCUCCUGCCCGGCCGCAGCAGAACCCUACACCGGCUGCUUCAAGGCGGUCUGCGCUGCCUGCAGAGGGCACCACCCCUGCACAUGCUCCCAGCAAGCCCCUCGCUGCUGUUCGUGCGACAUCCCAGAAACCAGUGAUGACUCGUGCACCUGUUGCGGCACCGAGCGGCCCGAGUAAUACUACUUCACGCCGUCCUGCUCCACGGAAUAAUGCGGUGCAGUCUGCAGCAGAGGAGGCUGUCUCUUUCCGCUACUCACCCGAGGAGGGCGCCGCUCGAGCACUAGAACUACUUCCCGAGCAUGUGCGUGCACAACUUGCUUCAUCGAGCUGGAAAGAGCGCUUGGAAGGAGCUCAAAGUCUUGUGCCAUGGAUUCGCUCAACGGAGCCUGACACCGAGCUGGUGGCUCACCUUCUCGCGCGGCAUCCCGGCUGGAAGGAAAGUAACUUCCAAGUCAUGAACAUGGUGUUCCAAGCCAUGCAGGCUAUGCAGGAACUUGGUUCCUUUGGACGAAACACGGCCGCCUUGACAAUUCCACCACUGUGCGAAAAACUAGGCGACAUGAAACUCAAGGCGACAGCAGGCGAGACGCUGAUGCUGUAUGCGGAAGCAGUCUCGUUUGGGUAUGUUCUUGCUCAGAGUGUGCCUGUGCUAAGUGCUUUGAAAGCGCCCAAGGCCCAGGCAGAUGCUCUGCUCUGGGUGAACGAAGCAGUACUUGCCUUUGGCCUCCAAGGCGUGGACACCAGGACACUUGUGUCAUACUCGGUGGAUGCGCUCAAAUCGGCGAAUGCGACCGUACGAGCUAAUGCCACUACACUGUUUGGAACGCUCGCGCGAUUUGUUGGUCGUGCACUGCUCGGCCUUGUAUCAGAUGUGACGCCGCAGCUCAUGGCCACGUUGGAGACGCAAGUUGCGUCGGCAGAGCCGGCACCUGCGCCUACUCGCGCAACUCGCUCUGCGAAGGUGGGAGUCCCUCAGGAGGUUCCUGACGACGAGUCACCCGCCAACCCAGAGGUUGAAGAGGAGGUGGAUCUAGACAGUCUCAUUCCUCGUGUCGCGAUCGAGACAUUGGUGUCUUCCGCGACACUUCAGUCGAUGGGCGACAGCUCGUGGAAGGUCCGCAAAGAGGCACUGGAAGCGGUCCAAUCGUCCCUGCAGUCACAUCCACGACUGCAGGGACAAGGCACGGAUCUAGUGCAAGCGCUCAAGCCACGUCUUCAAGAUACCAAUAUCAUGGUGCGUACACUGGCGCUCGACACGGUGUCGCUACUUGCGCGCGGGUUGCAAAAGAGCUUUGAGCCACUCGCACGAAUUCUCAGUGCUCCUGUCGUGCAGGUGCUGGCGGACGCCAAGGCGCCGAUCCGCGCUGCUGCGGUCGCUGCGCUAGAUGCAAUGGUGGGGCAGGUGCAUCUCGCGCCGCUUGUUCCAGGCAUGGGUCUGGUGCUGGACGGCAAACAUGCCAAUCCUAUGCUACGGCAGGAUUUAUUCCAGUGGCUUGAAGGCGCACUACCUGCGCACGGACCGUUGCCCGAUCUUGCACCGCUCAUUCCGUCCGUCCUUGCGUCACUCGACGAUCGGUCAGGCCCCGUGCGCAAGGGCGCACAGGCCCUACUCCCUCUGCUCUUGACAAGUGUGGGACAUAAGGUGCUUAUUGACGCGACAGGAGCCCUGAAAGGUGCAUCCCGUGCGACAGCAUUGCCGCUAAUCGAAGCUGCCCGCAGCCAAGCAGCGCGAUUGGACCAACCUAGCGCAGCGGCCGUACCUGGGGCCAACGGUGCCGGGCCCCGACCAGCCCCACGGGCCAUUGUGUCACCGAGUGCGAUGCCUUCCGCGCCCUCGACGGCUCAGCGCCGCGCCGCGCCUACAAGUGGACCAGUUGUUCGCAAGGAAGCAGCUGCGGCGCCUGUGGCGCGUGUGCGCCCGGCCGUGACAACCGAGAAAGCGCGGCCGAAGGCGUCCGCGGUAAGCCGCACGCUGUCUUCCUCGACGCGUGCAGCGGAAACGGCACCGCCACCCACGCCAUUUUUGACGUCGGAUGACAAGUACAAAGCUGCGCGUGAGCGUGUUUCGCGAACACCUUUUGUUAUCGAAGGUGCUGUCCGCGCACGCGAUGUCGCGACACUGCGACAGCAGAUGGAAACGUGCUGUGUGCCCACGCUAGUCGCGCGUCUUUUCAGCCAGGAUCACCAUGCGGAGCGGGACUAUCUGCAGGGCCUCGAUGACUUGAUGACUGUGAUUACAAACCCUGCGUGCGCGGAAGGGGCAGGCAUAUCCUCGUCAGAAGUGCGGGCACAGGUGUGUGCAAACUCUGAUGUCCUGCUUAAGUACGCUUGUGUGCGUCUGUUGGAAAAGAACACGAGCGUAGCACUUCGAUGCUUUGAGCUCGUGGGUGCACUGCUGGAUUUACAAAGCCAAGAAAACGCACCUCUGGGCGAUGCCGAGGCGCAAGCCCUCGUCCUUACCCUCGUCAUUCGAACAGGCGAUGCCAAAGCAGCUUUCCGCGAAGCGGCCCGUGAUAUGCUUCGACGCGUGUGUGUCUUGUUCCCGCCGUCCCGUCUCUUUCAGCUGCUGCUGGAGCAUGGGCUAUCAUCGAAAAAUGCGCGCACGCGCUCUGAAUGCCUCGCUGAGCUUGGCUGCCUGUUAACGCGCCAUGGAAUUGCUGUGUGCACACCAGCCAAAUCCUUACCAGUGGUGGCGCGACUUAUAAGUGAUCGCGAUCCGUCCGUGCGCGGCGCAGCACUCAGCACCCUAGCUGAAGUAUACAAACUCAUGGGCGAGAGCCUCUGGCGGUUGCUGGGGCCACUGCCACCUAAGGACGAGAGCCUGCUGGAGGAACGCCUGAAGCGCACAAGUUUGCCUUCGUCUGCUCGAAUGGCGCCGACCACCAGCUCGAGCAAUGAGUUGGUCGACCGACGGGCGCAGCCCACAAUGGCAGCGCGUGCGCCGCGCCCGUCGUCUUCGGUGCCGCCCGCCGACGGCCAAAGUGGCACUGAAGACGACGUCGCGCUGGUCAGCAGUGACGAGAAAGAGACAAGCAUUGCCGGUCUCAAGUCCCUGCAGGCGCGCCUGCCCCAAAUACUCUCGCCCAGCUCACGCCCAUCGGUGGUGCGGGCGCUUUUGACCGCACUGCAGUACACUUCGCGAGGAGGUCUCGUGGAUCAUCGUUACGUCAAGCAUGUCUUGCAGACCCUGCUAGUUCUUUUGGACUCACAAUAUGCGCGCGCGGCUCCACUAGACGUUGAGGAUCUCGCACCACUAUUGCAGUCGCUGCUUCAGCAGCUCAUGCAUAUAUCCGCACUGGACGAUGAGGCGUCGCAGACACUCGCCAAGCAGCUAAACGCCGUGGUCUUACGCGUGCUCUCUACAUGCCCUGGUGAUGCGGUGUAUGCUGCCCUCUUCGAGGUCCUCACAGAGGGUACACGCACACUCUCGGCAGACUCCAUCGAGGACGCUCGUUUCGUUGAGCUCGUCGUCAAAUGCUUGUGGAAAGUGGCCCGCAAACUCCCGGCUGCACUCGAGGCGCAGCAGGUGCAUGGCGCGGCGCUGUUGGUAAGCGUGGAGAAGUUUUUGCAAGCUGUGCCACCCGCCGAGUGGGGCCGCCGAGCACGCGAGCAUGUGCCUCUGCGCGACAUUCCUUUGAUUACCGCGACCAACGUGCUCAAGCAACUGACGGAUGUGCUGGGAGAAGGUGCGCUAGCACUUACGGAUUCGUGGGACGAGCCGGAAAACAGCCAUGUGUAUCGCUACCUCCUGCGCCUACUGUACGGCAGUGGUGCCACUCGAGAAGGUGAGUCGGCUACCACUUCAUCCACGGUCCCUCUUCCUGCUGCGCCAACCAAAGAUGAACCGAAAGAAACUGCCCCCGUGCGCCAGACUACCAGUCCUACGGACGAUGCUCUCACUGCCGAACUGCGCGGUAUAUUUGAUCGUAUCUCGCAGAAGGACCAAUCGCGUGCUGCGAUCCGCGAUCUGUACGAAUUCCAGAAACGGCACCCUAGCAAGCAUGCCAGUAUCGAGCGCUCGCUACAAAACACCGGUCCUAUUUUCCAGCGGUAUAUCAAGCGCGCCCUCGCGAACCAUGCGGCCGAGGAUCAGACGCCAGCACAGACACUGCCGUCCUCCAGUGUGGAUGCGCGCCUUGCCGAGCUGAAAGCCAAGUUCCGUCGGGAGCCAGGGGACCAGCGCAGCACCGAGCGCAUAGAGAAGCGCAUGUCCAUGUCCACGGAGGCCUUGCGCACGCGCCUGGCCGCCAUGCGCACAGAGGACGCAGGACCUAGUACUUAG